CAGGGAGAUCCCCAUGAGCCAACCAGUAAUCGUUCAAAAGUUGACAGAAGAUUUAGUAUUUGGCUCACUACCGCAUACAGGGAAACAGACCGUGGGAGAUAUCUGCUGUGGCGUGGGGCAUCAUUCCGUUCUGUUCGCGCUGCAAGGAUUUCAUGUCACUGGGAUUGAUAUCAAUGCGAUUGCCAUACAAAGGGCCCAAAAAAACAAACUGAAAGCUCAGGCUGCAAUUGAAGCCGCCGGCGGCAGCUUAGCAUUCAUUUGCGGAAAUGUGUUGGAAGAUCGAGAUAUUUCAGCGACUGUGGGCAAGUUUAAUAUACUCAUCGAUUCGGCGGCCUACCAUUGCUUCUCUCCCGUCAAAAAGUCGAGCUACGUGCGCUUCCUCACAUCGCUGUCACACAUGGGAACUAGGCUGCUGUUUCUGAAUCUUCGAAUAACGGACGAAACGACAGGGUCCGGCCCACAGACUUGUUCGAGAGAAGAAGUGAACGAAACCUUCACGCAGUCUGAUUGGCAAGUGGAUGUUUUAGAAGACAGUGUUUACCAUCACUUCCCCAUGGUAGGAGAAGGCGGGCCAGCAUUAUAUGCACUCUUAUCGUAUAAGAGUAAGAACUGAGCCUCGACCGGCCGUGAUGCCAGACCGAUGUAACAGAGAGACCGAAAACGUGCCAGGGGUUCUGCACGUUAUUUGUAUGGUAGUAAUUCUGUCGUACUCAGCAUGAACUCGUCCUUUUCGGUGACUAGUCUGAGAGUGUACUGCAUACUUGCACACAACUAUGUAUGGGAGAGAGCGCACGACUGUAACCUAGUGCAGAAC
Sphaeroforma arctica JP610 is the source of this 814-nucleotide messenger RNA. RefSeq lists its product as hypothetical. The coding region runs from base 14 to 613 and encodes 199 amino acids. NCBI's taxonomy places the organism in Eukaryota, Ichthyosporea, Ichthyophonida. The transcript has 4 exons. The record is from RefSeq and is a predicted model, not a curated record. Gene Ontology annotation, molecular function: S-adenosylmethionine-dependent methyltransferase activity.